AGUUGUGCGGCAUUUAUUAGUCACAACCCACACAAUUAAGUAAAGAGAUACACCAGGUUGUAGCUUAGACCCUGCUACUAGUAGUAGUCAUGGUAGGUAAUAUCGCAUAUUUCUUAUUCAUCGUCCUCGUCAGUUUCACUAGUAUCACAUAUUUAUCCGAGGCUCAAGAUACGAGUCCUCGUAAAGUCACCGCCAUGUACGUGUUUGGUGAUUCCUUAGUCGACGUGGGAAACAAUAACCACCUCGAGCUCUCCCUUGCUAAAGCUAAUUUUCCUCAUAACGGCGUCGACUACCCAACCGGCAAAGCUACUGGACGCUUUUGCAACGGCAAAAAUGCUGCUGAUUUUAUUGCUGAAAAACUUGGACUGCCAACAGCCACACCAUAUCUCUCCAUAAGGAAAUCCAAAUCCGAUAAAACGAAUGCGUUGAUUAGUGGCGUUAGUUUUGCUUCCGGAGGAGCAGGAGUCUUCAAUGGCACAGAUGAACUUUUUAAACAAUCAAUUCCGUUGACAAAGCAAGUAGAGUACUACACGCUGGUGUAUCAAGCACUUGUACAAGUAAUGGGAUCUGCUGCAGCUCAGCAACACUUGUCGAACUCUGUUUUUCCGAUUGUCAUAGGAAGCAACGACUUGUUUGGCUACUUCAAAUCCGGCUCCGACGUUAGCAAAAAAAAUAGCCCACAACAGUAUGUCCAAUCCAUGCUGUCCGCCCUCAACGUUGUUUUAAAGAGAUUACGGGAUCUUGGUGCACGUAAAUUUAUCAUAGUGGGAAUCGGAGCAGUAGGAUGCACUCCGUCUCAGAGGGUUCAAAACAAAAGUGAAGUCUGCAACGAAGAAGUGAAUUUCUGGGCUACGAAAUACAAUGACGGCCUGACUUCUCUACUAAAGGCGUUCAAAUCAGAAUACAUGGAUAUCAAUUACUCUUAUUUUGAUGCAUACUCUGCUUUUGUCGACUUCAUUCAGAAUCCAUCUACUUACGGUUUUACAGAAGUGAAAGCAGCAUGUUGUGGGCUGGGGCAGCUAAAAGCAAAAGUUGCAUGCAUACCCAUUUCAACAUACUGCACGAAUAGAAACGACCAUUUAUUUUGGGAUCUUUACCAUCCCACACAAAAGGCUGCUGGCUUGUUUGUUGACAUGAUCUUUCACGGUUCCAAAUAUGUAACUCCAAUGAAUGUAAAUCAGCUUAUUGCUGUGUAAUAACACUUCAAUAAAUACAUGUUAAAUACUCCACAAACUGCCCUAAACUCGCAUCGUAGGAAUGGAUGUGAUUUGAUAUUGGUUUUGUACGCACCCGUUGGGGAUUAUGAAUUUGAUUUGUUGUUGGCUUA
Daucus carota subsp. sativus is the source of this 1327-nucleotide messenger RNA. RefSeq names its product GDSL esterase/lipase At5g55050. Gene Ontology annotation, molecular function: hydrolase activity, acting on ester bonds. NCBI's taxonomy places the organism in Eukaryota, Viridiplantae, Streptophyta, Magnoliopsida, Apiales, Apiaceae. The transcript is spliced from 5 exons. The record is from RefSeq and is a predicted model, not a curated record. The coding region runs from base 90 to 1196 and encodes 368 amino acids.